Messenger RNA from Anolis carolinensis (green anole), 14258 nucleotides. It is a transcript of the gene dysf, whose product is annotated as dysferlin. The transcript has 56 exons. Bases 52 to 6522 code for a protein of 2156 amino acids. The record is from RefSeq and is a predicted model, not a curated record. NCBI's taxonomy places the organism in Eukaryota, Metazoa, Chordata, Lepidosauria, Squamata, Anolidae. Gene Ontology annotation, biological process: macrophage activation involved in immune response; negative regulation of phagocytosis; plasma membrane repair. Gene Ontology annotation, cellular component: T-tubule; membrane; cytoplasmic vesicle.
UCUUUUCCCAGGCCCCUCCCCUUUGCCCGGGCAUCCUGUCCUGGGUGGGCGAUGCUGCGGUGCGUGGCGGUGCGGGCCUCCAGCCUGGCCCCCCCGCCCGGGGCCGAGAAGAAGCGCGGCGGCAGCCCCGUGGACCCCGUUGCCAGCCUGGCCUUCCGAGGUAGGGACUGGGCUCCUCCCUUCUUUCCUCCCCUCUCUCCCAUCCCUCCGUCCCACAGCCCCGUGGACCCCGUUGCCAGCCUGGCCUUCCGAGGUAGGGACUGGGCUCCUUCCCUCUCUCCCAUCCCUCCAUCCCACAGCCCCGUGGACCCCGUUGCCAGCCUGGCCUUCCGAGGGGUGAAGAAGAGAACCAAGGUCAUCAAGAACAACGUCAACCCCGUCUGGAACGAGGGCUUUGAGUGGGACCUGAAAGGCAUCCCACUAGACCAGAAUGCCGAGCUCCACGUCGUCGUCAAAGACCAUGAAACUAUGGGUAGAAACAGGUUCCUGGGCGAAGCCCACGUGCCGCUGAGGGAUGUCCUCUCCUCGCCCCACUUGGCCGCCAGCUUCAACGCUCCUCUGCUGGAUGCCAGGAAGCAAACCACCGGGGCCUGCCUGGUGCUGCAGGUCUCCUACCUCCCUCCCCCCGGAGCGGCCCCCCUGUUCCCGCCUCCUGCCCCUCCGGAGCCCAGUCCGGGCGCACCUGCCGAGCUGGAAACCAUGACCGAUACGGCUGGAGAGGAAGAGGCGGAGGACCUUCUUGGGACCGGAGAUGAAGAGGAGCCUCUGGUGGGGCCUCCGUCCCCGGAGCAGCCCUCUGCCCCCCGGAAGCCCCUGCCCCACGCCGUUCACGGGACCCGGAGGAGGAGGAGGAGCGGCCCGAAAAAGCCCCUCUCCAACAAGCCCCAGGAGUUCCAGAUCCGGGUGAGGGUCAUUCAAGGGCGGCAGCUCCCUGGUGUCAACCAACGGCCGGUGGUCAAGGUCACGGCAGCCGGACAGACCAAGCGGACCAGGAUCCGGAAAGGGAACGGACCGGUUUUUGAUGAGACCUUUUUCUUCAACGUCUUUGAUUCCCCGAUGGAGCUCUUCGAUCAGCCCGUAUUCCUCACUGUGGUGGACUCCCGCUCGCUCCGGACGGACUCGGUCAUCGGGGAAUUCCGGCUGGACAUUGGGACCAUUUACGCCGAACCCAAACAUUGUAUCCUCCGAAAAUGGCUGUUGCUUUCGGAUCCGGAGGACUUUUCGGCCGGAGGGAGGGGCUACUUGAAGGUCAGCUUCCACGUCCUUGGCCCCGGGGAUGAGGUGCCUUUGGAGAAGAAAGAAGCCGCUGAAGAGAAGGAAGACAUCGAAGGCAACCUGCUCAGGCCGACCGGAGUGUCGCUCAGGGGGGCCCAUUUCGCCCUGAAGAUUUACCGAGCAGAAGACCUUCCCCAAAUGGACGAUGCCGUGAUGGACAGCGUGAAGCAGAUCUUUGGCUUUGAGAGCAACAAGAAGAACCUGGUGGAUCCUUUCGUGGAAGUUACUUUUGCUGGGAAAACGCUUUGCAGCAAAAUCGUGGAGAAGAAUGCCAACCCCCAAUGGAACCAGAGCAUUACUUUGCCAGCCAUGUUUCCUUCCAUGUGCGAGAAGAUGCGGAUCCGGGUCAUUGACUGGGACCGGGUGACUCACAACGACAUCAUUGGCACCAGCCAUCUCUGCAUGUCCAAGAUCUCCGCUUCCGGAGGGGAACUGGAAGAGGAUUUCUCAGCUCCUGCAAAGCCCUUCCGAGCAACAGAUAUGGACGAUGGCCUGGGUUUCCUGCCCACCUUUGGCCCUUGCUACAUCAACCUGUACGGCAGCCCCAGGGAGUUCACCGGAUUCCCCGAUCCCUUUGAGGAGCUCAACACGGGAAAGGGGGAAGGUGUUGCUUAUCGUGGCCGAUUGCUGGUGGAGCUGGAGACCAAGCUGGUGGACCACGUCGAGCAGAAGCUGGAGGCCCUUCCUGCGGACGACAUCCUGAGGGUUGAGAAGUACUUGCGGAGGAGGAAGUUCUGCCUCUGCGCCACCUUCUACUCGGCCACCAUGUUGCAAGACGUGGACGACGCCAUCCAGUUCGAGGUCAGCAUCGGGAAUUACGGCAACAAGUUCGACAACACCUGCCUGCCCUUGGCCUCCGCCACCCAGUACAGCCGGGCCGUCUUUGAUGGCUGCCAGUACUACUACCUGCCUUGGGGCAACGUGAAGCCCGUGGUCAUCCUCUCCUCGUACUGGGAAGACAUCGGCCACAGGACGGACGUGCAGAACCUCCUCUCUGGAGCCGCGGAUCGGCUGGAAGCCAACCUGGCCCUGGUCCACGUGGCCCUGAAAGCCAAAGGCUCCGCCGGCGACGUGGAGGCCCUGCUUGCGCGGCUGAUGGAUGAGGCCAUUGCGGACUGCAGCCAGCCUUUGGCGGAUCCCACCCAGAAGCCGUCCAGCACCCACUUGGACCACUAUCUCUACCGCUUCCGGGCCAGCAACCUCCUCCAGAUGGUCCAGGCGGCCCUAAGGCUGAAGCACGAAGACGUGGAGCUGCAGGAGGCGGUGGAGCAGGCGGAGGAGUGGCUCUCCCGCCUCCGGGCCCUGGCCGAGGAGCCCCAGAACAGCCUUCCGGACGUGGUCAUCUGGAUGCUGCAAGGGGACCGCCGUGUGGCCUUUGCCCGGGUCCCGGCCCACGAAGUCCUCUUUUCCCGCAACGGACCCAAUUGCUGCGGCAAGAACUGCGGCAAGCUCCAAACCAUAUUCAUGAAACGUCCUCAGGAAGAGACCCUGGGCCCCAAGAUCCGGGCCCAGAUCCGGGUGCAGCUCUGGCUCGGGCUGAGUGUGGACGAGAAGGAGUUCAACAAGGCCGCAGAGGGACGGCUCUCCGUCUUCGCGGAAACGUAUGAAAACCAGACCAAACUGGCCCUGGUUGGCAACUGGGGCACCACCGGCCUGACCUACCCCAAGUAUUCGGACGUCACCGGGAAGAUCAAGUUGCCCAAGGACAGCUUCAAGCCUUCGGCCGGAUGGUCCUGGUCUGGAGACUGGUUCGUCAGCCCCGAAAAGACGUUGCUGCAUGACACGGAUGCCGGCCACAUGAGCUUCGUGGAGGAGGUCUUUGAGAACCAGGCCCGGCUCCCCGGAGGGCAGUGGGUCCACAUGGCGGAGGCCUACACUGAUGUGAACGGGGAGAAGGUUCUGCCCAAGGAGGAGAUCGAGUGUCCCUUGGGCUGGAAGUGGGAGGACUUUGAGUGGGACAUCGACCUCAACCGGGCCGUGGACGAGAGAGGCUGGGAAUACGGCAUCACCAUCCCUCCGGACCACAAGCCCAAGAGCUGGGUCCCCACCGAGAAGAUGUACCACACCAACCGGUGCCGGCGCUGGGUCCGGCUGCGGAGGAGGGACCUAGCCCAGGUGGAGGCCCUCAGGAAGAGCAAACAGGAGGAGCUGGAGGGCGAGGGCUGGGAGUACGCGUCCCUCUUCGGCUGGAAGUUCCACAUGAAAUGCCGCAAGACGGACUCCUUCCGCCGCCGGAGGUGGAGGCGCCGCAUGGAGCCCCUGGAGCAGGCCGGGGCCGCCGCCGCCUUCGCCCUGGAAGGGGCCCUGGGCGGAGUGACGGACGACAAGAGCGACGACGGAAAAUCCGUGUCGACCCUCAACUUUGGGGUGAACCGACCCACCAUCUCCUGCAUCUUUGACUAUGGAAACAGGUACCACUUGCGCUGCUACAUCUACCAAGCCAGGGACCUCAUCGCCAUGGAUCAAGACAGCUUUUCGGACCCAUACGCCGUGGUCUCCUUCCUGCACCAGAGCCAGAAGACGGUGGUGGCGAGGAGCACCUUGAACCCCACCUGGGACCAGACGCUCAUCUUCUACGAGAUCGAGAUCUUCGGGAACCCGCAGAAUAUUGCCAACACCCCUCCGGACAUCGUGGUCGAGAUCUUUGACCAUGACACUUAUGGAGCCGACGAAUUCCUGGGCCGCUGCCUUUGCAAACCCAGUAUGGACCCAAAGCCCAGACUGGCCUGGUUCCCUGUGCGGAGGGGCAGCCAGGCGGCCGGGGAGCUGCUUGCCGCCUUCGAGCUCAUCCAGAGGGAAAAGCCGGCCGUCCACCACAUCCCUGGCUUUGAGAUGGAGGUCUCUGUUUUGGAUGAGUCUGCAGAAUCAGACCUGCCGUACCCUCCGCCGCAGAGAGAGCCCAACAUCUACAUGGUCCCUCAAGGAAUCAAACCCGUUCUUCAGCUUACAGCCAUUGAGAUCUUGGCCUGGGGGCUCCGCAACAUGAAGAGCUUCCAACUGGCCAGCGUGACGUCGCCCAGCCUUCAGGUGGAGUGUGGAGGGCAGGUGGUCCAGUCCUGCGUCAUCAAGAACCUCAAGAAGAACCCCAACUUUGACGUCUCCGUCCUCUUCAUGAAAGUGCGCCUGCCCAGGGAAGACCUCUACAGCCCCCCCAUCGUCCUCAAAGUCAUCGACAACAGGCCCUUCGGCCGGAAGCCUGUGGUGGGUCAGUGCAGCAUCCGCUCCUUGGAAGGCUUCCUCUGCGAUCCCUACAAGGAGGAAGCGGCCUUCACCGAAGCACAAGCAGAUGAUGUUAGCCUAACGCCUAGAGAUGACGUCCUCAUUGAUAUUGAUGACAAGGAGCCCCUCAUUCCGGUCCAGCCUGCCGACGGCUUGACCGGCUCCGCUUUCAUUAACAACCAAACUUCUUGGGCCGAUCUCCAUGAGGAAGAAUGCAUUGACUGGUGGAGCAAGUUCUAUGCUUCCACGGGGCAGCGGGAGAAAUGUGGCUCCUACCUGGAGAAGGGCUUCGACACCCUGAAGGUCUAUGAGACGGAGCUGGAGAACGUGGAAGGCUUUGAGGGCCUCUCCGACUUCUGCCACACCUUCAAGCUCUUCCGGGGCAAGACGCAGGGCGACAGCGAAGACCCCACCGUCGUUGGGGAGUUCAAGGGCUCCUUCCGCAUCUAUGCGCUCCCGGACGACCCCUCGGUGCCGCUCCCUCCGCGCCAGUUCCACCAGCUCCCGGCCAGAGGACCCCAGGAGUGCCUCCUCCGCGUCUACGUCGUGCGCGCCUUUGACCUCCAGCCCAAAGACCCCAACGGAAAGUGCGACCCUUACGUCAAGAUUUCGGUGGGGAAGAAGUCCAUCAACGACCAGGACAACUACAUCCCAUGCACCUUGGAGCCCGUCUUUGGAAAGAUGUUUGAGCUGAGCUGCACCUUGCCCUUGGAGAAGGACCUGAAGGUCACCCUCUACGACUACGACCUGCUCUCCAAGGACGAGAAGAUCGGCGAGACCACCAUCGACCUCGAGAACCGCUUCCUCUCCAGAUUCGGGGCCCGCUGCGGCCUUCCACAGACCUACUGCGUCUCUGGUCCGAACCAGUGGAGAGACCAGCGGCGGCCCACCCAGCUGCUCCAGGCCUUGGCCUUCCAACGCAACUGCAAAUCUCCCGUUUACAAGCAGAAUUGGAUCAGCUUCGGAGAGCAAAUCUACACCCUCUCGGAUUUGGAGGAUGGGAAGCCCCCCAACCCGCACCUGGGAGCCGUGGAGGAGAGGCUGGCUUUGCACGCGUUGCACAAGGAAGGCCUGGUGCCGGAGCACGUGGAGACCAGGCGGCUCUUCAGCCCCCUCCAGCCGGACAUCGAACAGGGCAAAAUCCAGAUGUGGGUGGACCUCUUUCCGAAAUCACUGGGGGUUCCGGGACCCCCUUUCAACGUGACCCCAAGGAAAGCCAAGAGGUUCUACUUGCGUUGCAUCAUCUGGAACGCCAAAGACGUCAUCCUGGACGACCUCAGCAUCACCGGGGAGAAGAUGAGUGACAUCUACGUCAAAGGGUGGAUGGUGGGCUACGAAGAGAACAAGCAGAAGACGGACGUGCAUUACCGGUCAAUGGGGGGCGAAGGGAACUUCAACUGGAGGUUCGUCUUCCCCUUCGACUACCUUCCUGCGGAGCAGCUCUGCUACGUGGCCAAGAAGGAGCAUUUCUGGAGCCUGGACAAGACCGAGAACAAAGUUCCGCCGCAGUUGGUCCUCCAGGUUUGGGACAACGACAAGUUCUCCUUCGACGACUAUUUGGGCUCCUUCCAGCUGGACCUGAACUGCAUGCCGCGUCCGGCCAAGACGGCUGAGAAAUGCGUUCCGGAGCUGCUGGAUGGCCGGGAGAGGAUGGUGUCCCUCUUUGAGCAGAAGACCGUCAAGGGCUGGUGGCCCUGCCUGGCCGAAGAGGGCGGGGAGAAGGUCAUUGCGGGGAAGCUGGAGAUGACGCUGGAGAUCAUCAACGAACAGGAGCAGGAAGAGCGGCCGGCGGGACUGGGCCGGGAUGAGCCCAACAUGAACCCCAAACUGGAAGACCCCAAGCGGCCGGAGACGUCCUUCCUGUGGUUCACGUCUCCCUACAAGACCCUGAAGUACAUCCUCUGGCGGCGCUUCAAGUGGGUCUUCCUCCUCCUGCUCCUCCUCUUCGUCGCCUUGCUCUUCCUGGGCAUCUUCAUCUACGCCUUCCCGAACUAUGCUGCCAUGAAGCUGGUGAAGCCGUUCAGUUGAAGCGGAGAAGAGCGAAGGACCCAAAGGGGAUGACGAGGGGACGGUGCCUUUCCGGAUGCAAAAUGCCACUUCUGCUGCUCUUUGCAGAAACAGCAUUAUCUUCUGCUUCAAAGCCAAAGAUUUUGAAAUUAUCCCUUUCUUCCCCAGCCUGCAAAUGCUGGAGACUGACUCUACCGUACUGGUGCCUCAAAGCUGCCCUUUUCUUUUUCUAUGCAAAGUAGACCCUAGAGAACUAGAAGAGCUGCCGUUCCUACAAUGGAGAUGUGCCAUUAGCUUAGAGUGACGGGGAGAUGCUUGAAACAGCCUUGGAUAGAAAAAUGUGCCCCCGUUUAUUUGCCCCCUGUGGAUUCUGCUUUUUGGGUGCAUCUAUACUGUGGAAUGAACAUAUGAAGGUUGAAUGAAAAGUAAUGCCUCCGCCUUCGUAGCUCCUCAAGAGAUUGCAGUCCUGGUCUGCGGCAGGUCCUGGCUUGUUCAGGAGACUCUCCUCUACAGUUAGUUCCAUUUGGCAGGAAGCCUUAGCAUUGAAAGGUUGUGUUGUUAAAGUGCGAAGUAUGGAACCCUGCGCAGACGGGGAAGCCUUAGCAUUGAAAGGUUGUGUUGUUAAAGUGCGAAGUAUGGAACCCUGCGCAGACGGGGAAGCCUUAGCAUUGAACGGUUGUGUUGUUAAAGUGUGAAGUAUGGAACCCUGCGCAGACGGGGAAGCCUUAGCAUUGAACGGUUGUGUUGUUAAAGUGCAAAGUAUGGAACCCUGCGCAGACGGGGAAGCCUUAGCAUUGAACGGUUGUGUUGUUAAAGUGCAAAGUAUGGAACCCUGCGCAGACGGGGAAGCCUUAGCAUUGAACGGUUGUGUUGUUAAAGUGCAAAGUAUGGAACCCUGCGCAGACGGGGAAGCCUUAGCAUUGAACGGUUGUGUUGUUAAAGUGCAAAGUAUGGAACCCUGCGCAGACGGGGAAGCCUUAGCAUUGAACGGUUGUGUUGUUAAAGUGUGAAGUAUGGAACCCUGCGCAGACGGGGAAGCCUUAGCAUUGAACGGUUGUGUUGUUAAAGUGCAAAGUAUGGAACCCUGCGCAGACGGGGAAACCUUAGCAUUGAAUGGUUGUGUUGUUAAAGUGUGAAGUAUGGAACCCUGCGCAGACGGGGAAGCCUUAGCAUUGAACGGUUGUGUUGUUAAAGUGUGAAGUAUGGAACCCUGCGCAGAUGGUCGGUCAAUGCGACUUAAUGCAAGUUACGAAGGUGGAGGCAUUACUUUUCAUUCAACCCUCAUAUAUUUGCCCCUACUUUAACUGCCACAACUCAAUACUAUGGAGUCCUGGGAGUUGCAGUUUUAUAAGGUCUCCGCCCAAAAUUCAAACCCAGGGAGUUUUAGUUUUGCAAGGUUUUAGCCUCCUCUGCCGAAUAGCAUUGGUGCCUCUCCAAACUGCAACUCCUGGGAUUGUGUAGCAGAGAUCUAUGGCACUUCAAAUGGCAUCAGACUGCAUUGAUGUUUAUACGUAGAUUGCACCCUUGGUGUCCGCACCACAUGGCCUUAUUGAUUCACUCAGAUGCAAAGCAAAAUGGGAAGCAUUGCAUCAUGGGAAAGGGAGGAAACGUUUGCAAUUUCCCCCAUUUGGGAUGCGUAGGUCCCAGAGAUCCCUGCUUGUUGUCAUCAAUUUCCAUUCGCAAAGGCAGCAACAGGUUAAAAGUAGGCAUUUUCUUCCACUGCAGGGAAGCCUUUGAAAAAAAUUGCACUAUUCGCAUUUAAGAACUGACUCUGCGCAAAAUUCACAUCAGGUAUUUUGGCGCUGAAAGUGGCACUUUCUGCACACAAAGUCAUACGACGUCUCUGCAGGGAUACUGUUUUGUGUGCAGAAAAGUGCAAUUCUUUACACCUGAAAAGUGCUGUAGUUUAUAGGUGAAAGUCACACUUUUUAAUCUGCACAGAAAACUGCAUUUUUAUGCAAGAGACUGCAUUUUCUGAAAAGGCAAAACAGGUCGAGCCCCCCUGAUCUAAAAUGCCUAUAAGCCCAAGUAUUUGGGACUUUGCAUUUCUUUUUCAUAUCCUGGAAUCCCUGCAUUUGCCUUUGCAUUCAUAAUUAGAUACUUUGGAAACUCUAAACAAGUCUAAGCACAACAUUCAUUUAGGUUUCAUGGAUGUGCAUAGGCUGAAGGAUCAUAAUAAUACUUUAUUUGUAUUCCGUUCCUCUCUCCGAGGGGACUCAGAGCGGAUUACAGCAUAUAAACAGACACAGGUAAACAUUCAAUGCCUUGUUGCAAUGAAACAUACACAGACAAAGGCAAAGGCUUCUCCUUUCAUUUCUGGUUCUGGCUCAUGUUUUUGAACUGCUAGGUUGGCAGGAGCUAGGGCUAACAGCGGGAGCUCACCUCGUGCCACCCCACAGAUUCGAACUGCCGGCCUUUCAGGUUCAGCAGUUCAGCUGCACAAGCGUUUAACCCAUUGCGCCACCUCACCCCCUAUAUUCUAUAUACAUAAUAUAAUAUAAUAUUCUGUACAUGAAACACAAAAUACAGUAGAAUCUCACUUAUCCAAGCUAAACAGGCCGGCAGAAGCUUGGAUAAGCGAAUAUCUUGGAUAAUAAGGAGGGAUUAAGGAAAAGCCUAUUAAACAUCAAAUUAGGUUAUGAUUUUACAAAUUAAGCACCAAAACAUACAACAAACUGGACAGAAAAAGUAGUUCAAUAUGCAGUAAUGUUAUGUUGUAAUUACUGUAUUUACGAAUUUAGCACCAAAAUAUCACGAUAUAUUGAAAACAUUGACUACAAAAAUGGCUUGGAUAAUCCAGAAGCUUGGAUAAGUGAGACUCUACUGUACAUUGAAAGCAAAGGUGCCAAUCUGGACAGUUUUAGAUCUUGGAGUACAGUAGAGUCUCACUUAUCCAACACUCACUUAUCCAACGUUCUGGAUUAUCCAACGCAUUUUUGUAGUCAAUGUUUUCAAUACAUCAUUAUAUUUUGGUGCUAAAUUCGUAAAUAUAGUAAUUACUACGUAGCAUUACUGCAUAUUGAACUACUUUUUCUGUCAAAUUUGUUGUAUAACAUGAUGUUUUGGUGCUUAAUUUGUAAAAUCAUAACCUAAUUUGAUGUUUAAUAGGCUUUUCCUUAAUCUCUCCUCAUUAUCCAACAUAUUUGCUUAUCCAACAUUCUGCUGGCCCGUUUAUGUUGGAUAACUGAGACUCUACUGUAUUUUGGAUUUUGGAAUUCCAGAAAAGGGAUGCUUAACUUGUAAUUGGAGCACCAUGCAAAAGUUUUAUUUUUUGCUUAGAACAUGCUUUUUUUUGCACAGAAAAAUAUUUUCUAUUUCCCCAAAAAACCCACAUGUGAAUUUUGUAUGGAAUAAAUUUUAAGGAGCUAAAGCGAAGAGCAACUGGAGAGUAACAACAGAAGCCAACGAAAUGUUGCUUGUUUCAGCAAAGUUGGUAUUGGCAGGGAUUUCCACUGUUCUUAAUGGCCUGCUCAGCUUCUUGCAAACUCAGGGCAUCAGAGGUUUCCUUGGUGGAGUCUUUUACACCUUUUUCCUAUUGAUUCCACAUUGCCAAGCAUUAUUGCCUUUUCCGACACGGCCUGUCCUUUUGUGAUGUGCCCAAAGUACGACGGCCUCAGUUUUGCCGCAUUGACUUGCUCUUCUUAUGAAGUUGACUUCAGGUCCAUCUACACCAGUGAUUCCCAAAGUGGACGCUACCGCCCCCUGGUGGGCGCUGCAGCAAUCCAGGGGAGCGGUGAUGGCCACAGGUACAUAUAUCUUUCUGUUUAAUUGCUAUUAAAAUUAAAAAAAAUUAAUUUCCAGGUCGCUGAGUAAUAUUUUUUCUGCAAAGAGGGCGGUAGGCCAAAUAAGUUUGGGAACCACUGAUCUACACUGUGGAAUUAAUGCACUUCGAUCCCUGUUUGACCCUGGGAGUUGCCGUUUUUGCAAGGUCUUUAGCCUCCUUUGCCAAAAGAGAGUCGGAGUCUCAUCAAACUCUCAGUAAUAAAGGGCUUUAGCACAGCUGGCUAAUCACCAGAAGCAAUACAUCUCUACUGCCCAAAAGGUUGACAGUUUGAAGCCUGGGUCGGGGUGAGCACCUGAACUUCAGCCCAGCUCAUUGUCCACCUAAGCAGUUCGAAAACAGCUGUGAGCUGUGAGGAGAGAAAUUAGGCACCGCUUCAGCAGGGAGGCAUUUUACGAUACCAUAAAAAAAGGAAAUACCAGAAAUGCUGGCGAUCAAAGAACAGGGAGGAAAGUUUCUGUUCAAGGGCUCGUCAUCAUAGCGGAUGGAGCGACAGCACCCUCCUGUGGCUAGAAUUGAGCACAACCUCCGGGAUGCCAAAGUUGGAAAAAUGUGACACAAUACCUCUAUCUGUUGUCUGUCUUGCAUGUCCUGUAUGUCUAACAGCAUUGAAUUUCUCCCGUAUAUAUGUUCUGUGAUCCGCCCUGAGUCCCCGGUCGAGGUGAGAAGGGUGGAAUAUAAAUAAUGCUGUAAAUAAAUAAAUAUAAUAAAUAAUAUACUUUAUAUAUAUAUUCUGCUCCAUCUCCCCGAGGAGACUCAGAGCAGAUUACAGGGUACAUAUAUGGCAAACAUUCAAUGCCGUCAUACAAUUGACAACUAAGAUAGACAGUACAUAAACAGAGGCAAGGAUUCCCUGUUCUUCAUCUCUGGUAUCUGGAGGCUGUGCUUGGCUUGGCCAUGGGGAGGUGCUGUUGUUUCAUUUUUACAUGCCGAUGAGCCUGUUGUCCGUGGGCACCUCCCUGAUUGAAUUUCUGGCAUGUUUUCAGGGGCGCCUUUUUACCUCCCCACCAAGGCGGUACCUAUUUCUCUACUCACAUUGCUGUUUUAGAACUGCUAGGUAAGCAGAAGCUAGGGCUGAUGGCAGAAGCUCACCCCAAUCCAUGACUUGCCCAUCUUCCGGUCAGCAAGGUCUUCUGUAGCUGGUGGUUUAACCCAUUGUGCUAGCCGCAACCCUCGUAGCAUUGAGCCAAGGCAGUUAAAGUCAGACCGAAUUGCAAUAAUUCCACAGUGUAGAUGCAUCCCCUUACUGGGCUUUCUCACAAUACAGUAGACUCCCAGUUAACUUAUGAGGUUUGCUAGACACCGAGUUAAUGUAGUUUCUGGUUGCUUGAGAGUUGCUCUUAAAAAUAGGCUUAACCCAUACUAUACAGCCUGUACUAUACCACACCAUUAACUCUAUCUGGACUUGAUAUUAAUAUUGAAAUACAGGAAUUAAGAACAAAUGAAAGCAAACUUAACUUAAUGUUAAGUAAAAAUAGUUGGUGGACUUCAACUCCCACAAUUCCUGACCUCAGGCCCUGAUGAGGUUGGCACCUCACAAACUGUUAUAAAUAACUUUUCAAUAACUGUAAAGCACAGGUUCUUUUUAUUGCAAUUUCAGUGUGAGAGGCAUAUCAGAACUUUUACAGAACAACAUUUAGACAUACUUUAGACAUACAGACAUACAGAUUCUAUGCAACUACAUUGGAUUCACAAACAACCUACAGUUACAUUGGCUAACAAACAGUGUUGCUCUCUGUCACAUCACAAGAUCACUUAUAUAGCAAUAUUUUUCUGAUGUUGUCCCAAAGUUGUAAAUGAAUGACAGACGUCUUCCAUCCUGGAAUAUCCUGGAUGAGAUGUUGAUUCUUGAGUGGUGUUAGCCUUGUGAUGACUUCCUUCUUAACAGUUGUAAACAUUUCCUUAACUUGAUGUAAACAUUUCUCUUAUCACUGUCACAGUUCUUAUCACAGUUUAACAGGCAGGUCAACUAUUUCAGCUCUCAUUAGUGGGUUUUAAUUACAAUUCAGCAAGCAGGUAAUUUGUCAUCACAGACCUUAGUAUUGGAAUGGUGUCUCCAAAAUUAUUAGCUCUCACUCCUUCAUCUUCCAUUCAUGCCCAUAUCAGUGGAUGAUGGUGUGCAGAGUGGAUUCCAAAAUUCAUCAUCCCAGUUUCACCUCCUUCUCCAGACUGUAUUCCCAUGCUGAGAAACAGCACUGGUCAAACAAACACUCCAGCAGGCGAAGUCCAACUGUUGAUUAACUUUAUUUACAUGUCUAUUUACAGUUUGCAUUUCUCAGCUUCAGAGCAUAGCAUUCAUAGUCCAUCUUCAGCUAAUGCUCAAGCCGAACACCACAGAGAUUAGAUAACAACAUUCCUCAGUCCGGAGGAAGUUCCAACCCUCAAAGGCCGGAAAUCAAACCUCAUAGGUCACAGUAAUCACAACAGGCUGUCAGUCAAAACUAGCCUGCUCUUAACUAUUUCAUUACUGAAAAUACACACUCUAGCUCAGGGGUCCCCAAAUUAAGGCCCGGGGGCCGGAUGCGGCCCUCCGAGGUCAUUUAUCCGGCCCCCAUCCUCAGUUUUAUAAUAUAAUAUAUUGUAUAUACAUAUAAUGUUGAUAAUAAUAUUAUAAUGUAAUACAAUACAACACUAAUAAUAAUAAUACCAUAUAAUAAUAUUAAUUAUAUAUUCUAUAUUACAUAUAAUAUUACUAAAAAUAUUACAGUAUAGUGGUAUAGUUCAAUAAAGUAAUAUAUAAUGCUAAUAUUGUGCUAUGCUAAUAAUAUAAUAUAUUGUAUGUACAUAUAAUUUGUAAGCCACUCUGAAUCCCCUUUGGGGUCAGAAGGGCGUGAUACAAAUGUAGUAAAUAAAUGCAGUAAAUAAAUAAAUACAUUUUAGACUUAGGCUCGCCCAAAGUCUGAAAUGACUUGAAGGCACACAACAACAACAACAAUAACAACAACCCUAAUUAACUUGACUAUCUCAUUGGCCAGAAGCAGGAGCACACUUCCCAUUGAAAUCCUGAUCAAUGUAUGUUGGUUAAAAUUAUUUUUAUUUUUAAAGAUUGUAUUGUUCUUUCAUUGUUGUUGCUGUUGUUGUUGUUUUUGUUUUUGCACUACAAAUAAGACAUGUGCAGUGUGCAUCGGAAUUUGUUUGUAUUUUUUUUUUUUCAAAUGAUAAUCCGGCCCCUCAACAGUCUGAAGGAUUGUGGACCGGCCCUCGGCUUAAAAAGUUUGAGGACCCCUGCUCUAGCUCAUCAGCAGUAAACACUUGAUUUGCAUUUCAUACAAAUACAACCAUACUCCAACAACCCACACAUAAUAUAUUCAUAUUUUGUCACAAAACUACAGUUUAGACACACCCAGUUUCUCACCAAACUACAAGUCCCAACAUCCCAUAGCACUGAGCCAUGACAAUUAAAAGUGAGGUUAAACUGUAUGAAUCCAAUUUCUCACCAAACUACAACUUCCAGGAUGCCAUAACAUUGAGCCACGGCUGUUAAAGUCGUGUCAAACUGCAUUCAUUCUGCCUACAGUGCAGACGCACCUGACGCCAACUUGGUGUUAAUUCACAAGAAGAGCAAAUCAAGGCUGGAAGGGCUCGGCGUGGAACGGCAGGACUGGGGUGGCCGGAUCCUGCUGUGCUGCCUCUUUACCUCCUUUGUGCUGCCUUUCCUCCACUGCACUAUCUGUUCCAUCAUCCCCUUAUUAUGGAAAUUUGCCUUAAUUCUCAUCCUCAUCCGCGCACUGACUGUCUCGUCAGGAAUUCAAUCAGCAUUUUUGGGAAUAUUAAAGUGCACUUUCGGGGGCGAAUGGGGGGCGGGGAGGGAACCUCUGUUGCAACUGAGACAAACCAGAAGCCGGAUAUAAAACUGCGGGGCGCUUUGAACGCGGGGCGCCUGGGAGAUUUCCCUCUCACCUGGACAGGCCUUCCAAGCAAUAUCGCCACCGCGCCCCGGUUCCCAAUGAAAUGCUAUUAAACCUCUUGAAGGCUG